CUCUCCCAUCUGUUAAAUGUUAAAUCCCUUCCACAUGGUCAGUCAUUAUCAGGAGUACAAUGGUCUUUAAAAAUUCUGUGCAAAGGAUGUGGAAUGAUGCUGACUCGCUGAAGACUUAUCAGUUUCCUACAGCGUGGCAGGCCGUGCAUAAGGCUGGAUUUUCAUCUUUGACAUCAUAGCUCUGUUGUCUUGGCUUGUACACCGUCCUGCGGGCUGUGUAGACAGCAAGCUGGGGAGGGACAUUUAUGCACACCUCCUGAGUUUCUUCAAAGAGCUGCAGAGAGGCACGGGGUAGGAGGGAGAUCACACAGAGAGGGGGGAGAGAGAGAGAGAGAGGCGAAAUCAUCCCAUCCUUCGCUUGUGAGCAAGGCACUGCUGCUUGAAUCCAUUUUCCCCUGCGCUCACAUGUAACAGGAUAAGAUGUUGAAGUUCUUCACUGCGCGGGAUGACGAGAACGAAAGCCUUUUGGGAGCAAUAACUGAGGAUGAAGGAGACAAUCCGUCUCUUCAAGACACCAAGCACCACUGGCUGAACAGACCCUGCCUCCUGGUGCUCAAAGAUGGAGAUGUGUCAAAACCUGUCCUGGGCUGUAAAGAAAUCAGAGCGCAGUCUCCAUCUAAAGCCACAUCAGAUGCUACACUCAGAAGCAUAUCUGGACCAUGUGAGCAGAAACCUUAUGAACAUCCCACCAAGUCUGCUUCCCAAGUGGAGGGUGGCAGCUGCACUGUGACUUCCAUCUCCACUUGGGGUGAAAAGGAGUCCUCCAGUCCCCUAGUGUUGAGCCCAGCAGAGGCCGCAUGGGCAGAGGAGGAGGAAGAGAAGAACAAGAAGUCUCAGGUUCUCCCAUCAAAAAAGGAGGACUCUGUGAUUGAGGAGAAGGAGCGGGAGGAAAGUGGGCUGGAGCAGCAGGAUGAUUCUUGCAGCUUGGAGGCGACUGUAGCACCUUCUACUCUGUCACAAGAGGAGACAUGUAACAGAGCAGCAAGGGAGCUCAGGAGCCAGUUCAAGAUGGCCAUAUCUAAUGGGGAAGAUCAGACAAACACCAAUAAGGCCUGGGCAGCCAAUGGUGAGGGCGCAAUGGGUGACUGUGCUGCUCCUCCGGUGGAUCUUGAUAGCACGCCCCAGACGAGCCCUGCCGGCAUUCUGUCCAAGGAUCGAGGCACUGUCCUUGGGGAGGUGGCCCCAGUAUGGGUCCCUGAUGCUGAAGCGCAGGUCUGCAUGAAGUGUGGAGUCAAGUUUACAUUCACCAAGAGGAGGCACCACUGUCGUGCUUGUGGAAAGGUUUUUUGUGCACUUUGCUCCAGUUUGAAGUUCAGACUUACACAUCUGGAUGGGAAGGAGGGACGAGUAUGUGUUUCCUGUCAUUCAACACUCAUUAAAAGGACAUCUCCCAGGGGAAAAAGAAGGGUGUGGUUUGCUGAUGAAAUCCUCACUGACCAGCAUUCGGAGUCUGCUCCAACCACACCAGUCAGGGGGCCCGAAUUCUCACCGCUGAUGAGUCGAAUGCUGGGCGGGCCUGUUAAAAGUCCUGCAGGUUCACCACAGAUAAGGAGAACUUUGAGGCCACAUGGAACGAUGAUUAGUGAGGCCUGUGGUCCCUACGGCUGGGGCACCACAGCUUUAGUGAGAAGCUGCGCUAACCUCGUUCCCUUGGAUGGCUUGCCACCCAUACUCACCUCCACAGGAGUCAAAGGAGAUUAUACUGUGGAGGAGCAGCCCUCUGAGAUGCUCCUUAUUCAGGAGUUGGAGAGUGGGAGGCCGAAGCCUCUGGUGUUUGUUCUCAAUGCUAACCUGCUUUCUAUGGUCAAACUGGUCAACUAUGUCAACAGAAAGUGCUGGUGUGUGACGACAAAGGGAAUGCAUGCUGUGGGGCAGGUGGAGCUGGUGGUGCUGCUGCAGUGCCUACCUGAAGAAAAAAGCUUCCCCAAAGACAUUUUUAGGCACUUCAUUCAGCUGUACAGGGACACUUUCACAGGGAAGGUUGUGAAACAUCUAUCACUCUCCCUGUUUGGCAGCAGCUUCUUAGGCAGUCAGGAUCAUGCUGGUUUCCUGUAUGUUCGCUCCACUCUCCAGUCCCUUCAAGGUCUACCUCUGCCAAAUCAGCCCUACCUCUUUGGCCUGCUGGUCCACAGAGCAGAGGUGGCCUGGGCCAAAGCCUUUCCUUUGCGCCUCAUGCUGCGACUGGGGGCUGAGUACAGAUUUUACCCAUGCCCUCUGUACAGUGUACGCUUUAGGAAGCCCUUGUUUGGGGAAAUAGGACACACCAUAAUGAGACUGUUAGUGGAUUUUAGAAAUUACCGUUACAGCUUACCAAUGGUAUCGGGCCUCACAGUGGACCUAGAAGCUCAUACGACUUGCAUAAAGAUACCGACCACUGGGUAUAAUGAGCUAAUGAAGGCGCUGAAUAAGUCCAAUGACCAUGUGCUGGCCAUAGGGGCAUGCUUUAAUGAGACUGCAGACUCCCACCUCAUCUGUGUGCAAGCAGAUGAUGGCCAGUACCAGACCCAAGCCAUCAGCAUCCACAAUCAACCACGCAAAGUUACUGGCUCAUGCUUCAUUAUAUUCAGUAGUGCUCUGAAAGCAUCGGCAGGAUACUUGGCCAAGUCCAGCAUUGUAGAAGAUGGACUAAUGCUGCAGAUCACCGUGGAAACCAUGGUGGAGCUCCGCCGGUCUCUACGGGAGAUGAAAGACUACACUAUCACCUGUGGACGGCUGGACCAAUCAGAGAGCCAGGAGCUUGUUUGUGUGCAGUGGGUGGAGGAGAAAUGCACUGUAAAUAAGGGCAUCAUUAGCCCCAUCGAUGGGAAAUCAAUGGAGUCUAUCAGCAGUACCAAGAUGUUUCAGAAGUCAGAAUACAAAGAAAACGGAAAGAUCAUCCGCUGGACAGAAGUGUUCUUCCUCCAGAAAGGUGAUCAUCCCAAAGGAGGAGUGACUGACUCUGCUGAACACAACCGGCUAACGGAGAGGAUCGCACGGGCAUUUUGCUUGGCACUGUGUCCGCACCUUAAACUGCUGAAAGAGGACGGGAUGGCUAAACUGGGGCUCCGUGUCACUUUUGACUCCCAAGAGGUUGGAUUUGUGGCAGGGAGCAACGGGCAGCCCCUCCCAGCUCAGUACCUCAAUGCGCUGAAUGGCGUGCUGAUUCCCGUCAUCCACAGCAGGGGGCACAAGAGGGAUGGUGAGCCCAUUGUGAUGGAGCUCAUUUUUUACAUCAUGGAGAACAUCACUUAGAGCACCCAGACUUUCUUCUAAUUUGUCUUCUUAAUUCUGACCACUGCUCCAUCUCCAGCACUUCUCACCUGUUUAAGGGCAAUAAAUGCAUUCCAAAGGCAAACUGGAUCACAUCCGAGUUCUGCAUCCAUCUCAUUCAGGAGGUCGGACUCUGUGGUUUUCUGAUCUCGCUCUGCCCAGCCACAAUCAGGCUAUGCAUGAAACCUGUGACAGACCAUUAGAUCAGGGUGCAGCUCUUGCACUGUAGUAGCAGCUUCAUGGCUUGAAAUCAUUAAUGUCACAAUGUUCAAUACAUAUUUUCAAAUGAAGAAUACCUUUAAAGCGAUAGCUGGAUUCAGCCUCGUGACCUUAAAGCUAAUGAGAAAGAGAAUGACUUGGAGUUAUGCAUUAAAUCCAAAUAGCAGUUUCAUGCACUCUGAAUGAAUGCCUAGAGAAUGUUUUAAUAUUGGAUGAAUUUUAAUUGACUGCUCAUGAAAUGUAAUGUCAGCUUGGAAUUAAACUUGCAACAAUGA
Archocentrus centrarchus (flier cichlid) is the source of this 3743-nucleotide messenger RNA. It is a transcript of the gene zfyve9b, whose product is annotated as zinc finger, FYVE domain containing 9b. Gene Ontology annotation, molecular function: metal ion binding. The coding region runs from base 421 to 3231 and encodes 936 amino acids. Gene Ontology annotation, biological process: endosomal transport. NCBI's taxonomy places the organism in Eukaryota, Metazoa, Chordata, Actinopteri, Cichliformes, Cichlidae. The record is from RefSeq and is a predicted model, not a curated record. The transcript has 17 exons. Gene Ontology annotation, cellular component: early endosome membrane.